This is a messenger RNA of Trichoderma virens Gv29-8, 1176 nucleotides long. RefSeq lists its product as uncharacterized. Bases 1 to 1176 code for a protein of 391 amino acids. The record is from RefSeq and is a predicted model, not a curated record. The transcript has 2 exons. Lineage: Eukaryota; Fungi; Ascomycota; Sordariomycetes; Hypocreales; Hypocreaceae.
AUGGAUCCAGAAGAGCGCGAACUUCGCGAUGCCGUGUUGGGCCUCGACAAACAGCAGAGACAGUAUGUCCUGUAUCUGCACAGAAACCAAAAGUUCGGACCUCUUCUGAACCUGGCUUCGAAAGAGUCAAGUUUCAUUACAGAGCUUCUCUGGGAUGAAAUGAAGGAAGAAAAAGUUUACAGCUGCGUUGGCGAUCUUGAAAUUAGAAAAGAUCUCUUCCAUGACCUGAUGAAGAUGAACAAGCAGCAUAAUCUGGCCAUCAAGCUCAAUGCGGCUGUGUUUGCUAUAUUUAUGGUUGCGCCUAUCAACUCACUCAAGGCCAGCCUUCAAAAUCACAUUCGACUCAACAACCAGGCUGAGAUCCAAAGUUUCGUUGGGCAAUGUUCAAACACAGCUAGAUUUAGCAUCCAAGCUUGUAUGUCGGCGAGUGCUGGCAUCACCCACAUACGAACACCGUCAUUGGCAAGUUCUCAAGGGUCAGGCCGGAGCGCUGACGCCUCCAAACUAUGCAAGCAGAGAGACUCUGAAAUGUGUGUAAUCACCGGAAUGCCGCACCCAGAGGCGUGUUAUAUCUUCCCGUUUGCGGGAAGUAAGCGUAGUAAAACAUACAAUAUUUUAUCUGCUCUACGGGCAUUUUGGGGCGAUGAGAUAGCCAACCGGAUUUCUGCGUUGAUUCAAAAUCGAGAUGUUACCGAAUCCCCAGAAAAUCUGAUUUCUCUCAAUCGACAAAUCCACUAUUGGUUUGAUAAUGGGUUUAUGGCUCUCAAGCCAUUGCGGAAAAAUCCUGACGGCUCAGUCGAUGUUCAGCUGCAUUGGCUGAGACAGAGUUCUUUGAAACCCAGUGAUCUCAUUUUGCAGUCUCAUGCGAUUGAGAAUUGGACUAUAUCCGCUGGAAUUGACAGCCAGUGUUGGGGAGAAAUUCGUGCUCAUCGUUUCAGUGGUUUGAGAUUGAGAACUGGCCAAGUCUUUACUUUGCGUCCACGAGACAGACCAAAAGCGGAGGCGCCGAAUUUCGAUCUCCUGCUGCUUUCAUGGGAUCUCUUGAGAGUUGGAGCUAUCUCCGGCGCGGCUGAAAUUGCUGAUCUGUCAAUCGUAGACAGCGAUGACGAUGACGAUUAUUGUGGAAUUAGUGAACAGGAAGAAAUGGACCAUGAGAAUGACUACUCUCAGGUAUAA